UCCAAACUUCUUCUUACAAUGGCUCCCAUCUUCUCACCCCUACUCUUAUUUCUAUCUUUCUUGUGUUUUUGCACAUUAGGGGCCAUGCCUUUCACCGUCAUCAUGUCGGAUUCCGGCGUGCCGUCCGACCUUGUGGACGGACCACAAAACGGGUUCUCCAUGAACAAAGACGGAGCCCAAACCGAUGCCCGUGAGCAAGAAGCGGUCUAUGACAUCAUGCGGGCAACAGGAAACGAUUGGGCCACUGAAAUUCCUGACGUGUGCCGUGGCCGGUGGCACGGCAUUGAGUGCAAGCCCGACAAGAACAACGUCUACCACAUCGUUUCACUCUCUUUCGGGGCCCUAUCCGAUGACACCGCAUUCCCGACAUGCGACCCGACCCGGUCUCAUAUUUCACCCUCCAUCACUAAACUUCCUUACCUCCGGACCUUAUUUUUCUACCGUUGUUUUACCUACAAUCCUCAGCCCAUCCCAUCGUUUUUGGGGCGUUUGGGUCCCACACUUCAGACAUUAGUUCUUAGAGAAAACGAGCAUGUGGGUCCUAUUCCUAUUGAGUUGGGCAAUCUCACCCGUUUAAGUGUCCUUGACCUCCACAAAAACAAUCUCAACGGUUCAAUUCCAGUGUCAUUGAGCCGGAUCACCGGUCUGAGGUCGUUAGACCUCAGUGGAAAUAGGCUAACCGGUUCAAUACCCAAUUUUACCUUCCCAAUUUUGAGCAUCCUUGAUCUGAACCAAAAUCUUCUAAUGGGUUCAAUCCCAUCCAGCAUUGGAGCCUGUCAUGCCCUAAUCAAAAUGGAUUUGGGCCACAACCACCUCGCCGGCCCACUUCCCGACUCCGUUGGCGGCCUGAAAAGCCUUAUGCUGAUGGAUUUAAGCUACAAUCGACUCAAGGGUCCCCUUCCAAUGUGGAUUAGAAGCUUAAUCUCCCUUCAAACCUUGAUCCUCAAGGGAAACCAAAUGGGGCCCACUCCAAUUCCAAGUGACUUGUUCGAUGGUAUGAAGGGGCUAAUGACACUAAUUUUGUCAAACAUGAAUUUGCAUGGUCCUCUACCAGCAUCACUAGGUCGGUUGCCGAGCCUCCGCGUGCUUCAUCUCGACGGGAACAAUUUCAACGGCUCAAUCCCAGCUAGUUUUAGGGAGCUGAAAAGUGUGAGUGAAUUGAGAUUGAAUGACAAUUGGCUAAUGGGUCCAAUCCCAUUUGGAAGAGAAAUGGUUUGGAGGAUGAGGAGGAAGCUCAGGCUCUAUAACAAUUCUGGGCUUUGCUACAAGUCUAAUAGUGGGUUGGAAGACAAUUUAGACUCGUCAUUCAAUUCUGGCAUUGGUACAUGUGAUACACCGAGACCAUAAAGACUCUCGGUUUCGUUUGACACAUCGAAAUGUACUGACUUAACUUUUCUUUUAAUAUAGUUUAAAGAUCUUGAGCUCUAUUUUUAUUGUCGUAGAUAAUAAUAUAUAUUGUAUAGUUUAAGUGUGUAUUACUAUUUUUGUUUAUCCCAAUAAAUAAGUUUAAUUAA
This is a messenger RNA of Pyrus x bretschneideri (Chinese white pear), 1514 nucleotides long. RefSeq names its product protein TOO MANY MOUTHS. Gene Ontology annotation, molecular function: protein binding. Gene Ontology annotation, cellular component: plasma membrane. Lineage: Eukaryota; Viridiplantae; Streptophyta; Magnoliopsida; Rosales; Rosaceae. The transcript has a single exon. The record is from RefSeq and is a predicted model, not a curated record. Bases 19 to 1347 code for a protein of 442 amino acids.